Molecule: messenger RNA, 26440 nt
Organism: Macrobrachium nipponense
Lineage: Eukaryota; Metazoa; Arthropoda; Malacostraca; Decapoda; Palaemonidae
Exons: 12
Coding region: 1778-26041 (8087 amino acids)
Molecular function (GO): protein binding
Source: RefSeq, a predicted model, not a curated record
UCAAGUUUAAGGAGAAACUCUGUGAAAUAUUAUUUUAAUAUCUGAGUUUACGUUCUGCAUUUCUCAGAUCCAACAAUAAAAGUAUGAUGUGCACAAAAACGGCGUUGCAGUUUCACGACAGAACCACAAUAAGCAGUUUCGUCAUUUUAGAAACGUACAAAAGGAAACUUCUCUUCAGCAGUUCACCGAUUAAUCACAUUCCAGAGUUUCGGGAAGUUGCGAGGCUUCCCUGCAAAAGACAGGCCAAGUUCGUUGGGUGGAAUAGAGAGAGAUUGAGAAGUGUUCCGUUUUCCUUUUUUAAUACGUAUUGCAUCGUUCCGUUUUCCUUUUUUAAUAUGCCACCCUUGCAUCUUCUCCCUACGAAGGCCUAGUCAUUAUUUACGAAAUUAAAAUGAUUAAACGUUAAAUUAUCCGUUCUGUGAAGGGGAAACUGCCACCAGAAAGUUAACGAGUGUGUAGCAGCGUGUGGCAUCGAUGGAUGAUGUCCAGCACAGGUUUCUUUCUUUUGAGUUUAGUCCCAUUAUUGUUGAUCCUUGACCCAAUGCUCGUCGGUGCCUCGCUCUGCUAGGCCGAACCAACUCUUCUUUCCACAAACUAGCGCCGCUGGUUUUAAGGUACAGAAGGGCCCUCUCUCUUUAAGCCCUCGCCCUCCAGGAAGUGGAGAUGGUAGAUUUCACCGAAAUGAAUCCGAUAUUAACAAUAAAAAGAUAAAGGAAGAAAAUUGCCACCGCACGAAGGAGUCUUUGUAAGUCUUCUGCAGACGUUCUUGAAACAAGUGGUGAUAUGUUUGAAGAGCGUGGAGCUGUUUGUUGUGCGAGCUAUUGCAAAAUUUGCGGCCCCAGAUCUCAGAAUAAGUAUGCCUUGCUUUGAUACGUGAUAAAACUGAGGUUUAUUUUGUGAGUGAUGAAAACUGACUUUAUGUGAUAUUUAGGUACCUGUAAGGGAAACGCUGCUUAUUUACUUAACGUAAUACUGACGGCAAGGUGAUUUGAUAUGGAAAUGAUUAACGAGGAAGACGACGCAUGAAACCAUUGAAUUUCGCCCACCAUACCGAUUCACCAAAAGAGGGGAAAAAGAAGACAGUCGACCCGUCAAAAUGAAAACCACGAGAGACUGACUACCAAUAAGAGAUCUGCGUUUAAGCCCGGACUCUCAAGAGAAGAAGAAUAAAAGAAGACUUGCAAAGUCUCCUCCUUCCCUCCCCUGGCGCCUUGUGACUCGGUGGAAUAUGUGAGACUUCAUCAACUUGACGGCGGCUGCUGGGGAGUCUUGCUGAAAAAGGCCAAGAACGAUCGAUAAUAGGAAGUUUUCGAGGAUCACUACUCAACUGACCGCAUGUCAGUUUGCAAGCUUGUGACCAUUCAUUCACCCAUGCGGUUCUUUGUGCCAGGAUUGCUUUCAAAGAAAACCGUGACUGCGCCCCCCUCCAUGAUCCCGUGAAAUGUCAGGGGGCGUUUUCGUUCGUGAAAUCAUUCUUAUCACUCGAUGAUCAUCGCUUGUAUUUGUGUAAGAUGAGAUGUUUGCUCGCGAAGAGAAUCUCUGUCUUAAGUUGUGCUUCAACAGUGCUGUUUCUGUUGUUGAUGAGUUAAUGCUGUUUGUUUCUGUAAAAUAACACGCAGUCCACUCACACAAGAAAAGCGAUGUGUUAACUCAAAAGUUUAUAGCUGUCUGAUGAAGUGAAAGAGAUAUCGAGGGCGCAGAAGAGAGAGGGACCUAAUAUCUUAAGUGUAAUGAUUUGAAAACGAAAUAAAAAAAAGUACGAGAGUAGAAAAAGACAAUGGCGUCUGAUAUGACCAAGGAUCCGUCGCCACCUGUUAAAACGGAAGAAACAGUAACAGGGCGGCCAUGGCUCUUAUGGUUCUGGUGGCUGUGGGCGUGUUGCCUGAAACUGUGGGCGCAAUGCAAGCUCUUCUUCACCCUCAUCGCGUUGUACCUGGCAAUGGCUUGCACCACCUACAAAAAACAGGAGAAGAUCUUAGUGGUAUGGCUCAAGAAGGUGAUGCCCUCACACAAGGUCGACGAUGUCUACCACGACUUGGCCGAUGGGGUCAUUUUUUGUGGCCUGAUAGAGGCACUGGUGCCAGGGACAUGUCCGAGACACGAUCUUUUGCCUCGUGAUCAACCCGCAGCAAAUCUUCGACUGGCAUCUCGCCUUGCUCUCUCGUAUCUUGGAGUUACUGAGGAUUUGACCAGUGCACAAGGCGAUUGUGAAACCAGAAUAGCUACAAUUAAGUUCUUAAAUGGAAUUAGGUACGCUGCUCUCCGAAGACAGUUAUUCGGGGGUUUGCCAGUCACCCCAGAUACAGUUGCACAAACUCUCGGUGAUCAUGAGGUCCUCGCUCGUGGUAUGGGACUUCAGAUGGCUGUGGUGGGCAGGAAAGCAAGGUUUGCGCUCUACAUGAAUCAGAACAUUGACCUCGAUUUAGUGGUUGAAGUGAAAUCAGAUCGAGGUGAUUAUUGUAGUCAUCACAUCACAAGUCGUUCUCCUUCCCGUUCCAGGAACACCUCAAAUACGAAACUAAAGGAACGACAUAACAUUCCCCUGGAGUAUGAAGUUUCCAAGUCUGAAAUACGAGUGGCAUGGAUUCCUCUCCAGCAAUCACGUCACAACUUAGCCAUCAUUUGGAGGGGGCAGCACAUUCUUGGGUCGCCUUAUCUGGUCACUGUAGAUGAAUCGCAACACAACUCCCCUGGACCAAGAAGACAAUUUUUGAGGCCUUUGGGCAACGACGAGCAAAAGACGGCAAACCCUUCCAGGACUUCAGAAUCCCCUCAGCUUAUUUCUGCGAAAGGACAAGCUGGUGCCUUGAGGUUUAUGAGUAUUUUGCGAAGAAGAGUGGUGAGGAGGGUAGUUCACGUCGGUGACCAAGAAGUUGUGUUGAAAGGCAACGAAAGUAUUGGAUAUUCUUCACGAGCUCGUCAGGCUUUCCAGCGCAUGAGGAGCGUUUCCAUGGAUAGUACAGAUGAUGAGCAUUCUGCUGCUAAAGUGAUCGAGGACGGUCACAAUGGCAAAGACCAGUUCUUUAAUAAAAAUGGUUCAGCUGCUGAAAAUAACAUUGGCUUGAAUGCUGAGAUGCCUAAGAACUCAUCUCAAGAAGGGGGAAACGAAGCUUCUCACGAACUGAAUGGAAAUCUUAACCAGGAGUCGAAGCACCAGCAGCAGCGGGUAUCAGAGGAAAGAAAUCUGGAAGGCGCAGUAGUCAAAGAUAGUACUACAUUGGUUGAAUCAGAUCGUAAGGACAUAGGUGAACAAAUUCACUCUGAGAAAGGUGUAUCAGGGACAAGUGUUUCAACGGACAAUCAGACUUCAGGGGAACUGGAUAUUGAAUUAAGAUCUCGAGAAUCGGAAUCUAAACCAGAAACGGGACAUUCCAAGUCUGAUGCAAAGCCCAGCAAAAACAAGAAGAAACGAAAAGUCUCCAAAGGUGUAACGGCCAACACUUGCAAGCAUUUCGACCAGUGCUGUAGUAAUAUCAUAAACAUGUGUGACUUCAUAAUAGAACACAGCCCAAAGAAAGACGCUCUCAAGACACUCGAAGUUGCCAAUCACAUCAUGAAUUAUACAUUUAGUGAUGUAUCAGAGUCAUCUUAUUCUCUGCCUACUGCAAAUUCGAAUGUGUAUAUAAAUGAUAACGACAACGUUUACAUCAAUGACGAUGAUCUCGAUGAAAUGGUGCUGGAAUCUGUUGUGGACGAACAAGGGAACGUUUUAUCUGUAUCCCUCGGCAGUGGCGACCAGGAGGAGGGUGAGGGGGAAAACACAACUAAUUCUGACACAUUCGAGAGUGAAGAAGAAGUCAAUGCACCGCUGAGUGACUUAGAGAGUGCCGGUGACUCACCACAUAACCAGAAGUCAUUUGUUAUUCCCGAAGUCAAAGUUGAUAACGUCAGUCAUGAAUCAGCAAAUAUUGAGGAAGAUAAUAAUGAAAUGCAGAAGACUUUCGAUGUUGAUGAAGUGAAUGGAAACAUGGAUUACCUUCAGACAAUUGAUGAAGAAACUGAACCUAGCUCUAUGGUUGAAGACGGUCAGUGGACAGUGGAAUUGGAAGUUUGCGAUGAAUUACCAGAAAUCAGUGAUGAUGAAAAAUGCACGAGGACGAUGACUCUUGAUGCUCCAGAAUUAUCGUGUUUGAAACCUGAGGAUGUAGAUGUAAAGAGCAAUGAAGACGCUGGGUUGGUAACACAAGAAGACAGUGAUAACAAAGCAAUUUCUGGCACAAGCUUACUUGCGCCAUCCGAUGUAUCCCAAGAACUUGUGUCAGAUUUUAACGACAAAGAACUUUUACUGCAAAAAGAGCUUGAACGAGAGGACAACAUAGCUUGUUUGGAGUCGGCUUUCAACUCAUCUGUAACAUUUGGUGACAAUGAUGAGACAAAGAUUAUUACAGGACUUGAACCUGACAUAUCUCUUGAAGUUACGAAUGCUAGUAAUACAGAUGAAAGUUCUGAAAAUACAUUAGUUGGUGUUGAUUCUGCAGUAAUAGACCCUCGAGGAGGGAAAGAAGAAACUAAUGUUAAUAAUACAGGUGAAAGUUCUGGAAAUUCCUUAACCGGAGGGAAACAAGAAUGCACUCUGGAAGCAUCUGCAGCAUCAGAGAUCGCGAAGGGUGAUGAGGAGUUCACUGAGGUGUUAGUUCAAGAAAAUGAACACUACUUAGAAAAAUACAAGGAAAGUUAUGAUUCUCCAACAUUAAUUGGACGAUUUGCUUCUGAAGACUCAAUCGAAAAUGAUUUUAAUUCCAAAAAACAAAUUGCUCCAAGUGAGAAAGCAAAUGAGCUGUCUGAAUUAUACACAGGAGGGCCUGAAAAGGCUCCAGAUUUUGGAGUGGGUAAUAUACCAGAUAUCCCUUGCCAGGAAGUAAAAAGUAUCACGUCAGAAUUAGAAACAAAGAAUAAAAUAGAAAUGUACUCUGAAGAAUCUGCUUCAGUAAGUGAAAGUUCACAUCAUCGUGAGACAGAAGGCACUGGACAUUUCAUAAGGCAAUCUAGCCUUCAGACCGAAAAACCAGAACGGUGUCCAGAAAACCUGGAAUAUGAUAUUGCUAAAACCAUAGAGCCCAACGUUGCUUUUAAUGAUAAUAAGGAAGACAUGUUAGUGAAGAACUUACAAGAGUUUAAUAUUGAAACGAUACAUAGUGCCCACAAAGGAGAAAGUUUUGAGGUUAAGGCAGACGAAAUUGAGAAUGUUUUCCAAGUUGCUUCUGAUAUACAAGGGGAAUCAAAUAUAUCGCAAACAGAGAAUUUGAAUAGUAAGUGGGACACUACAGUAAAACUUUCCUCAGUAAUAGAGACUGCUGAAGUAGCCACAGAAAAUGAAACUGGCCCUUAUAUCAGAAGUCAUGAAAGCAGUAUUCUUGAUGCACCAGACAAUGAUUUCACUGCAGGUAGUCAAACCUUUAAACCUUACGAGGGGCAAAAUGACAAAAUAUCAAGUGAUAUUAAUAGUAACCCUAAUAGGGAUACUGCUUUUGAAGAAAUUAAUCCAGAAGAAAUAACUGAUAAUCUUAAAGAGAGUGACGAAGCUUUUAUCAGUCAGAUUCCUUCUCCUGCAUCAGAAGAAGUAGCUCAGAUAAUGGAAUCUAAAGAGAAAGAACAUCAUGAUACGUCACAUGCUUUUGCACCUAUCAAGAGAGAUAAAAGUGAAUUGCAUUUCAUUCCUAUUAAAAAGACAUGUGAUGACCAGCCAAUUUGCAGUGCAGGAAGCAAUGUAUCCGACUGUAAUGUUCCUGAAAAAGGAGUGAAAAGCAACUUUAGUUCUGUGUCCAGAUUUAGAUCUUUGUUUGAAAGUAAGUCAAUUCAUGAAAUAUCACACCUUCAUCGAGAACCUUCGCAACAAGAAGAAAGUGAUUAUAAAGCAAAACAGGGAAAACUUGUGACUUCAAAAAUAACUACACAGGACUCUCAAGAAAGUAGUUUUUCUAAAAUGAAAGACUGUGCUCAGGAUACGAGUGCAAAAGAGCUGACUAGCGUAAUACAAACUAACAAGACGGUAGAGCCUUCUGUGCCCAAGAUUAUAUCAGCACCUGUGAUAUCUCCUGACAUGUCUUUACUGAAUCAGUAUCGAUUAGACCAAAGAGGAAUUGAUGAAAAGUCUAAGAAAGUGGAGUCAGAAACCAACAAAAGUAAAUCUCCUUCUCCAGUUCUUCAGAGCAUUAGGAGUAAUUCUGUUUCUUCAUGUCAAUAUAAACGUCUCUCUUACACUAGCUAUGCGCGACAUUCUGUAGAGACAGAAAGAAGAGUUUCUCGCCUUCGGUCGCUGUUUGAAAGCGAAACCCAGAAGUCAACGAGAUCAUUUAGUCCAAGAACCAAGAGGUAUAUUGUGCAAGGAGAUGAAAUGCCAGAUUUGGACAAGAAAGAUAUUUCUAUUAGGAAAGAAAAAGUAGAUACUGAAAAUGAAACAGUAAAUGAUAACUAUGGAAGAAACCAAUUAAAACUCACAUCUGGGGCGCAUUCGUCCGAUGAACCAUUAUGUGACAUUCUUUGUCAGUCGGAUAAUACAGUUGAAUCAAGUGAAAAUUGUACUAACAUGGCAAAUAUGUCUUCAACUUCAGAAGAUUCCAGCAAGCCUGAUACAACUUCUGAAUUAGUUGUGGAUUAUACACAUGUCCGUGGUGUGUGCACUUCUACAGAGUUUUCAUGUCAGUCCACUGCUGUUGCUGAGAUAGACUCAAACCUUACUACCAUUUUAAGUCAUUCAUCUGAUGUUGGAUUAAUGACAGACUCUGCCCUAGUUUUGAAUAACGUUGCUCCAGAGGAGACGUCCCAUAUUUCUGAAACAUUUGUUGAGACUCAGGAUUCUGGUAGAAUUCUAGAUGGAACUGGAUUUGAUCACCAAUUUCCUGCUGAUGUAGAGGCAGCUCAGAAUACAGCUGAACCCACCCAUGCAUUAGAUUUGCAUCCUGAAUCUCUCCAAGAAGUUAGGAAGGCUUCUCCUAAUAUGAUACACACAAGUAGUGACGUUUCAGUGAAAUAUACUGGGAUAGUGAAAGAAAGUGUUCAGGAUUCUGGGUCUGCAAUAAAUGCCAUGGACUUUCCGGAGAGCGGACCUGCCAGCAAUCCAGAGGAGACCUGUGGUUUAGUGUGUCCUUCCUCAGGGAAAGAAGAAUUUGGUUUGGAGAAAAAAGGACGAAAGCUUGUCAGUACACUGGAAAAUAUGGAGAAAGGUAUCAAAGAGAUGCAGCUUUGUGUCCUUCGCUUAAAUGAACAUUAUCCACUAAAAUCUGAUUCUGAUGGCUCUCCCGUCAGUGAUUCAAAUCAGGCUCCUGUGCAUCAUCCAGGUGGAAAAGAAAAGGAAGAUAAUGUAACUGACAGUCCACAUGAAGACGCUUCCAGUUUUCUAAUAAAAAGUAACAUCUUAUCAUCACCAACAGUAAAUGUAAAUGAAAUUAGUCACAAAGUUACAUGUGAUGAUGUUAUAGAAAGUGAAACCUGUGAAGAAAGCAGGAGUGUUCAGGAUGAUAACAGAAGCGUAGCAACCUCUGAGGAUGGGGAGAUAUACCACAAACUUUGCUGUGAUUCAGAAAUUGAUGUAUCUCUAAGUAAUGAUGAGGAAAAAAUUGUUUUAGAUGAGUCCCACUCUGGAGAGAAGAGUGAGGAGUCCAUGAAUAUGAAUAACCUCAUAAUUCCUAUACAUGGAGUUAACAAUCCUGAUAAAUUAUCUGAAGAAGAAGGAAAUGAAGGGCUUGAGCAUGAGGACGUUGAUGCUCAGUGUCCUGCAAAAACUGCAGUUUCAAAAGGUAUGGAGGUACUUUCAUCCUCACUGAUUCUAGAGCCCAGUUUACCUUCAGAGACAACAUAUACGGAUAAUAUUCAUGUGGCUGAAGACGAUAGACAUGAGGGGACACCACACAUAUCGUUAUGUAACAUAGAAAAUAGUGAAAAUUCUUAUGCAGGUAGGUUCCAGAAUAAGGAAUUAGGUGAAAAUAUUCCUGAUGAAAGCCUAGAAACUUCUGCAGGUGAAGAGAAGAUAGUUCAAAGCGUAAUUUCAGUGCCCUCUAAUGUCUCAACUUUAGAAAUAGAAUGUCCAUUUAAAGGUACAGACUUAGUUACAAGUAGGAUUGAAACAGAUGUUUCAUCCAACACUAAAAUUUCUUCUGGAGAGGCUUCAAUGCAAGUAGACCUAUUUUCUCUUGCUUUAGAUCAAGCAAAUCCUGAGGCUGCGAUGGAUAAUUCUUCCAUAUGGUCAGAGCUUGAUAAAAUUGAUGCGUCCAGAAGCAAAGAGGUAACAGAUGUCAUGGAAGAAAAUCAUCCGGAAUUCAAAGGAUUUAUUGUGCAAGAGGAUGAAUCACCUGAUUUUGAAUGGCAAAAUAAAUUUCAAGAUGAAAAUGAGGUCAGUGAAGCACACCAGAGAAAUAAUACCGGAUCAUAUGACACACAGAAAAGCACCGAAGACAGUGCCGGAUAUUCACGUGAGAACAGCCUCCAAGAUGAGUUCCCACCCUCAAGAAAAUCUCCCGAAAAUAUUUCUGUUAGUGUAAAUGUCGAAAUGGGGGAUCAUUUUGGAAAUUUAGCAAUUGAUUCCGAAGCAUCUUUGCUGCCUCACACAUCAGUUCUACUUGAAAAUAAAUCUGAAGAUAGAGAAAGUUAUGAAAAGGAGUCCUCCAUCUGUAAAAGUGAGAGUGAAAAAGAACUGUCGGAUCUAGCUGAACCUCCAAUAGGAGAAGUUCAAACACAAAGAGAUAUUAGUGAUUCAGGUGCUAUGCUAAGCCAAAUCAAGGAAAAUCUUCCUGACAAUGGGCAGGAUUUAAGGGAUGACAAGGGCACAGAUACUUUAGGAAAUGAUCUGCAUACUGAAGAAGUAAAGCAGGAUGAGACAGUUUUGGUAAUGCCCAAAACCCAUGUGUUUUCUCAGGAUAUAGAAGAAUAUGUUAAUUGUAAUAAGCAUGAUUGUGAUGAAGUUCCACCUUCUUCAGAGUUUAUGAACAGUACAGAUGAGGUUACUAAACAGGAAGUUUUCACUGGAGUUAACAUUGAUGAUCAUGAUAAUCCCAAAUUGCAUAUUGCUAACAAAGAAGAGUCACUAGAGGUCGAAAGUUUGAUGAUGUGCUUCAAUGAUCAGGAUGUUCAUAAGAAAGAACAUGGAACUGAAGGUGAAGAGAUACAAGAAGAUUUUGGUGAUAUACUUAGACAGUAUUCAGAUGAAAUAAUUGAUGAUCUGGGAGGAAAUGAAGAAGCUUUAGAGACUUGUCAAUCCGACAUUGCAGACCUUUCAAAUUUAAUUGAACACGAACAAAGAGUAGCUUGCUCUGAAAUCUUAAUGCCUCCAGUACCACACUCAUCAACAUGUAUAGAACCUGAGACAUUAAUGACUGGAGAUGAAAUGUCUGUGGUUUCUGAUAGCUUAUCAAAGGACUUAAGUGGAAAUUCAACUGUGUUUCAAGAGGAACGGAAGCAUUCAGAAGAGUUAGAUGAGCAGAUAAUUAGCAUAUCUGCUCAUCAAGAGGAAAACCCUUCGGGAGUAUUUAUAUUUUCAGAAGUAGAUGAAUUAAACAAAUCCAAAAAUGAUAUUCAUGUUCAUGAACACGAAUUACUUAAUCGCAAUAAUGAUGGUGAGGAUCUUUCACCGGUUUCUUCUAUUAACACGUCUGCAUAUUUCAGUCUUAGGGAUUAUGAUGAUGAUUAUGCAAGUGUAGGGACCUCUGCCCCAACAAGCCUUCAGCCAGAUCUUGAGUUGGAAGAUGAGAUAGACGCCCCAGUGUGUUUGACAAAUGCUCAAGAACACCAGAAUGAAAAUACUGACAUGCUUUUCACAAACUUUGCAAAUUUCCUUCGAAGCAGAUCAACCUCACCCAUGGGAAGCAGACUGGCAUCUCCUAUAGGAAGUAGAUCUGUCUCUCCCAUGGGGAGUAGAGCAACAUCUCCCGUUCCUGUCAACCAGUUACCUUCAAGCUUAUCAGAGGAUAUGUCGUACUCCAGUUCUGUAGAGAGAGGUUCACCGGCAAAGGCUUCCUCUACAGAUAGUACUGAUAAAAGUGAAGAUUUGUCAGUUAAUACUUUAGUUGGUGAUUUUGGUGAUCAUAAAAUAAGCCCUCAUCCGACAUCACUUGCUCUCUCAAAUGUGUGUUCACCAAUGGACCCAUCUUUUGACUCGGCGGCUUUGCUAAAAACUAGUCCUGAUGACCAUGAUUCAAGUCCUGCCAGUCCUAUGUAUGAAGAAGCACCAGAAUUUAUCAGAGAAGAAACGUUAUCACAUUUAACUGUAAACAGCAAAAGUUCUGAUGAUGUAACCCCUGAAUAUGAAGAUGUUCCAGAAUUCCCAUGUAAUAUAGAAAAACCAGUUCAUCAGUCUUCCUAUCCAGUAUUGGCAGACUCAUUCUCAAAUGACCUUGACUCUGCAGAUUCCAAGAACCAAAAUGAAACUGCGUCCUUGACCAAUUCUCCCUCAGAUAAUUCGAUAAGCCAUAGCAGCACAAAUAAUGAAGUUUUACUUGCAAAUGAUGCCGCUACUAACCAGGAAGACAAAGUUGCAAAGAAUCAAGGGUGUAACCUUGAAGUACCUGUUGCACUAAAUGUAGCUGAUAGUGAUUCAGAUAGUGAUUUUUGUUUUGGUACUGAUGACACUGGAGAUUUCACUUUUAUUCCUCAAAGUUUUAUUGAUCAACAGCUUGCAAUGAAAAAACUAGAUAUUAAUGAAGGAACUUAUCCUAAUGAAUCAAAAGAGGAGAAAUUAGAUAGUGAUACUCCAGAUUCAUACCAUUUUGAAUCAAAAGAGGAGCAACUCAUUAGGGACAAAGAUUCAAAGAAUUCAAGUUCUGAAAGUUUAUCAGAAAAGGGACAGCUUAUCGACAACAUUUCAGCAGUUACAGAUGAUUUAAGGGAAAAGGAUUCAUUUUCAGGGAACAGCAAUUUAAAGAAUGAAAUUGAAAAUAUAUGUGUAAAUGAGUAUUCUCUUGCUGCAGAAGAUAAUGCAAUGAGCAAUCUCUCAACUUCACCUGCAACUCAGGAAGCCAAUCCUAAAUUAUAUGAAGAAAAAGAUGAAAAUAAAAUUGUUUCUAUAAAUGUAAAAUUUGAAGAUGAUAGCAAGUCUGAAGAAAAUCAAAAUAAACUUACAACUCAGCAGAGAGAUGGUGAAUUAGUGGAAGUAUCUCAUGAGCAACCCAGUUCUGUUAUUACAUCCAAGCCUUUAGAGACACAUGAACCUCUCACUCUGAAUAAGGAUGAUUUAGAUAAAGAAAGCAGUGAGACAGAUUCAGAUGAUGAUAUGAGAGUUGGUCCUAUCAAAGGUUGCCAACCCUUACUUAUACCAAUGAGCCCAAGUCCUUGUAAGUCUCCUAUAACUGACAGUGAUUCUUCCCAGUCAGAAUCUGAUGUAACGACAGAUGAAGAUGAAAUAGAGGUUCCUGGCUCCAAACGUAUUCAGAAAUACACAAAACCAGCUCGUAGUCACCGAAGCAAACUUCAUACAAUCCCAGAGCUGUCUGAGGAUGAAGAGGAAGAAUUAGUACCUACUAGGCCACCCCGACUAAGAAAGUUGUCACUUGGCCGCAGGAGACUUUCUGAUGGGAAAGGACCUGAGUCUCCAAGGUAUGCACAUGCAGCACCAUCUCAUAAAGGAAUCUUUUCGUCAUCAAUUGUCAAAAAAAAUGAGCUGGAUUUUCCAAGUCGGGAUGAGAACAGUCACAUUACGGAAUGUUUAACUUUAAAGGAAAUAAGUGAAGAUGAUGUAUUUGAAGUUGGUGAUGAACCUUUGUCCAAGGAUCCUUCAUCAUCAUCUGAUACAGAUGAAUAUGAUAGUAACAGUGAGAUGAAGUAUGGCAGAUGCUAUAUGAAAGGUACUUUUCUUCAUAGGUCAGAAAAUGAUAAUAUUGCAGGUGAGGUUGUACAUACAAAAACAGAGGCAUUAGAGAAAGAGGCAGGGACAACACCAGUAGUUUAUGAGAAAAGUGAUGAACCCGUUGAAAGUUUGGAUGUUGUUCUGGCUGAAAAAAUAUCCUGUGAUGAUUUUGCAGGUGAGGUUGUACAUACAAAAGCAGAGGCAUUAGAGAAAGAGGGAGGAACAUCACAAGGAGUCCAAGAGAAGAGUGGUGCCCCUGUUGAAAGUUUGGAUGUUCUGGCUGAAAAAAUAUCCUGUGAUGAUUCUUGUAAUUCUAUUUUGGUAGAAAGUAAGCCAGCUGAAGUCCAGGAACAAGUACUUGUGGAUUUUCAGGGAAAUUCAUCAGAUCUAUUAUCUGGUACUGAAGCAUCUCAAGCACAUGAAAAAGUACCUGUUCUGUGUGAUGAAACUAAACACUGGGAAAUGAGUGAGCCACCUUUAUCUUCCAAUGUCCCUGAUUUCACAGACCCAUUGCACUUCACCGACGAUGAUUCAACCAGAAUGUCCUCAUUUUAUCCUCCUAUGGAAACAUUAGUGAUACCUGCUCAAGCUGUACCUGUAAAUGUAAUCUCAUCGGGGUCUCAAGAAGAAUUCAUAGCUUUUGACAGUGAGGAGGGGGAGACCAGCUGUAAUAAUGAUGCAGAAUCCUUUGUGCAACCUAAGUAUGUUAUUACUCCGUUAGGAGAGAAGAGUAUUCUCACGCCCCAUGCUUUUGUCCCACCAAUGGAAACCCUUGUAAUUCCUAAUAUUUAUGACUCUACUGAUGGGAUAUUUGAAGAGAAAAGUGAGGCUCAUAAUGUAAUUGAAGAUUGCAUAGAUGGGAAUUAUAUUCAAAAAGGUAAUGACAGUGAAGAGCAGUUAAAGUCUGGCAAAGAAAAAGUAAGUGAAAAUCUAACCUUCAUGGAAGAAGUGAGAGGAAUUCAAGAAACAACUUAUAAGUAUGGGAUUGUGGAUGAAACAUCAGCUGAAGAAACAAGACAGUUUUCAGAUUUCCUCGAAAAUGAGAUCUUCAAAGCAGAAUGCCCUAAUCAAGAAAUUAUAUUAGACAUUCAAAUUGAAAAUAUGGGGAAGGAAUCUACUACGAAAAUCUCACUUCUAGAAGCUGAUGUCAAAGGAAGAGAACACCUGAACACUUUUGCGUCUGUCACUAGUAGUGCAUGGGAUUCAUCAAAUGAAAAGAGUAUAUCUGAAGUUAAAUGUAAUGUAUCUUUAAUGGACCAAAUGGAAGACUUUGCAGCAGAAGAAUGCAAAGGCACCUGUGUAGACACAGAAGAUAACAAUGACUUCUUAGAAACAACUGAGGGUGCUAGUGUAGAUGAUGGUGGGGAUGACCUUAAUAACAUAUCUCUCAGCAAGGAACAGUUGGAAUUUUUUCAGAGUGGUGGACUACAGCGUCUGACAAGGUCGUUUGGUGACAGUAAACCAUCAGAUCCAGAGCUGGAGGAAGGUGAGGCUAAAUGUGUAAUGAAUGAUGACUCCUCUCUUAUAAUCUCUGUAGGUGCACCUAAACACGGCAGUAAUGUUAUUAACCCUAAAUCCUUUGGCUCUACUGUUCUUGGCUGUAAUAUUACAGAAACAAUUCAGGAGCUGAGUGAGAGUAAUUCUUUACAGUUGCAAAAUGUUUCAGAGAAUAUUUCAAAUAGUUUUUUGAUGAAUGACGAAGAUUUGGUAGGUUUGUAUACAGGUACAGCUGAAGAUACAUUUUCAAUUACUAAAUCUUUUGAACCACAGACUGACCUUGACCUCUUCCCAGCAGUGAAUGACACCUUUACAGUGACUGCUACUAGUGACCCAUUUUCACCAACUACAAACGUAGAUCCAGAAUUUCAUGAGCAUGAAUGGCCUGGCUGUGUAUUCGAGGAAUUUAAAGACAGAGAAGCCACAAGUCCCUUCUCUGAUGAUGAGCUCUUCAAAGAAACUAUUUACAAGGAAAAGAAAGGAAGCCCCAUUGAGACAAGUGAUGUCAUGUCAUUCACAUCUGUUGGGUUAGAAAGGAAGCCGAACAUCUUAGAUGACUCAGUCGUGCCUCAGACUUCACACAUAGAGUUAACAGAAUCUCUCGGUCAGACGCCUUGUGAUGAUUUGGAAACUGUGAAAGAAAGUGGUAGAAUCCAAGUGAAUGCUAAUGAAUGUAGUGUAUCUCAGACUAACACCCAUGACUGUCAAAGUGCCCUGCAAACAUUAGAAUUUAUAUAUGAGUCUGAAGACAUAAAUCGACGAAGUGAAAAACUCAAAGGUGCUGUGGAUCAUGUGCAGGCAGAGGGAAUUCAUCAUCACGUACAGCAGGCAUGUGAAGUUAUAAAUUCUUCGGUAGUCAGCAAUGAAAAUCAUGCACCCUCUCAGCUCUUGUGUGAAAAAUCUGUUUUUCAUCAUCCUUCAUAUGGAAAAUGUGGUGGUGCUACUUAUAUAUCAGAUUUUGGAAAAGCAAAUGUAGACUGUCUUUCUCAGCUUGAAAUUAUAGAUAAAAAGCAAGGACAACAUCAGCCCUUAUGCAGUAAAAAGGAUUUUUCUGAAGAAGCUGAACAGUCAUUAUUUAGGAAAGAAUCAAAGAAUCAUUUGCAAACACCAAUGGAAGACCUUCAGUGUGUCUCAUAUUCUUUAUUUGGAGAUUGCGACAAAGAAUACCAUACUUCAGAAACACUUAAAGAAUGUGUUUCUGUUGAUAUCCAUGAGACUUUCAGUUAUAAUGAGGAUGUGGCAUGUGGAAAGGAAAAGCCCAUUAGUUUCUGUCAGUCAGAUCUUCUUGAUAUAUCAUUUAAUGAAAAUGUAAGAGAAACAUUUGAUAAUGUUGCAAGCCAUGCUGAAACUGGGGGAGAUUUGCCAAAGAGUCCAUUUGCUUCGAAUUCUGAUGGUUUGAGUGAAAAUAAAAAUAUGUCUUAUUUAGGUAGUAAACAGUCUCUUUUGAUUAAUGUUGCUACUGAAGAUGAUGCAAGCAUCUCCAGCAAUUCAUUAUCAGAUAGUCGUUCUAGUAAGCCGUCAGUACACUGGGAUACGCACCCUUGUGUUUUUGAUAGUCCUCCAGCAAAAGAAAAUAAUGCCCUUGUGUUAGAUGGAAAUCCUGUGUUUGAUUUAUUAUGCGCUAAAGACAGUGACAGCUGUGGGAAGGAUGAAGAUUUGCACAUAUCACAUUCUAAAGAUGAUGAGUAUGGAAUACAGAGUACCGCUGAAAUGUUGCUUGGAGAAGAUAUAUCUGAGACAGUAUCACAGGCCAGUGUAACAGAAUCUUGUUUGGCCAAGGAUAUUUUAACAGAAAAUCUUUUAGGACUUGAUACUGAGAUUCAAGAUGCACAGCAAUACUUUCCUGUAAGUGCUGCAGAUGUCACCAGUGAUAAAAGUCUUUUAGAUGAUGAUGCUGUAGAGCCAUUGGUGGAUUCUCCUUGCUUGUUAGAUAUGUCUAGUGUAAGCCAUAGAAUCCAUGACAAAAAUCAGGAAAGUUGUUUUCAAGAAUCACUAAUAGACUCAUUAGAUAGCCGCAGUGCUCACAUGGAAACAAACCAAGGACACACAAGGGAAUAUGUUUGCGCUCAAUUAUCUCAAAAACUCACAGAUAUAGUUUGUGAAGAUGACGUUAUGUCAGCAUCAGUAAAUUCCACUGAUGAACAUUGGGCUACUUCUUGGACUCGCGCUGAACAAGUGGAUAGGGAAGACGAUGCAUCCAUAAAACGUCAGGUGCAAAAAGAAUCAAUAUCGGAAGCAAAUGUCAGAGACACUGAAACCUUAGAGUGCUGUAAUCCUAUUACUGAUAGUAAACUAGGCCAGACACCUGCUUUAUCUAAAGAAAUCUCGUACACUGACACAGUAGUAUCUGCUAAAAGUUGUGAAGAGCAGCGUGGGGAGGAAAGUAAAGAUGGAAAGGAAACUAAGGGGAAUGGUGUGGAAUAUACUACUCCGGUAAUUUCAGAAAGUACUAAUGAGGACUUUCAUAUAUUGAAGGACAAAUGUACUGUGGUAAAUGAAACUGUAAAUGAUCAUCAUGACGUAAGCCAUCUGAAUGAUGUGCGUGAACCUGAAAAUAAUUUUUCUCGCUCAGAGGAGAAACCAUGCAUUCAGGGGCUUGUAUCAGAUUCUCUGAGUGGACAUGAUUAUGAAAAUGGCACUGGUAAUGAUGGAGUUGAAAAAAAGUGUUUGUCAGAAGUUAAGCAUGGUUUAGAGACUGAAGAAUUUUUUGAUGAGGAGAAACAAAGUGAUAGUGAUUCACUGAUGGUAACAGCCAGAGAAGAUGAACUAGAACAAGAUGAUUCUCCGGGCUUGAGUGAGUCCCAGCAUGAAAGGGAUAACACACUCUCAGAAGUGUCCUCUGCAGUUUUUGAGAGUUUAAAGGAGACCUAUCCCACCCUGAGUCCCCAGUUAACGGAAAAGUUAAAAGCAUUGGAACUAACUCCAGAUUUCUUUUCUGAAUCUAGCGAAAGCCCUGAACCUUUAAAACAGUUAAGUGAUGACGAUAAGGAAACUGUGGAAGAUAAUGACAAUAAAGAUGAUGACACAACCAACUCCAUAACUUCUGAGCAAACAAAUCUUGUUUUGGGGGAAUUUCAGCAGAUGUUAGAUGAAGAAGGGUCGGUGUCAAGCAUAGCAGAGUCAGGUGAAGAACACUUCUUUGAAGACGAAGUUCAGAUCUUAAAUAAUGAUCUACCUAACAUUCACCGAGCUGCUGCUGCAGUUGCUGAAGAAACAGAAUCUGAUUCCUUGCAAAAAUUUCAUUCAUGUCUGUCUGAGCUGUGCGAAAAUAAUGUUCCUGUUGAUUCUGCAAACUACCCUAGUUUGUUAGAAAAGCUUACAGGAUCCCAGAAUACCUGUACUUCAAUUAGUGCAGGCAUAUCUCUGGAAGAAUUUCUCACAAAAGAAGUUACUCAUAGUGAAAGAUCAUUUCAGCAGCAUGAUUCAUAUCCUUCAAAAGAUCUAGUAUCCUCCCGGAAAGAAUUCUGGGACUCCCUGAUUGCUAACAGUGGUAUUAGUAGGCAGUCAACUAGUUCUGAAUCCACAGAUAUAGUAAGUCAGACACAUGAUCCUGCAAAACCGUCAGAUUUGUAUGACGAUGUGGAUCUAGAAAGUAAUUCUACUACUGAUGCUGAUGUUUUUGAAGAAAAAACCGAUGAAGUGUCUACUGGUCUUGUUAGCAAAAUGAAGAAGACUUGGGAAAAGUGGUUCCCCAAAAGUCAAGAGGAAUCUAUGGUUGCAGAAUCUGCAGAAAAAGCAUUUGAUGGGUUUCAAGAGAUAAAUCCAGAGAGUCUAGGAAUGGAGAACUCAGACUGGCAACCUUCUGCUAGCCCAGUUUUGGGAAUAUCUGAAAGUGUCCUGAAAAGCAAAGUGCGGUCUAAGAAAAAUAAAGAUAAAGUGCAGAAACCAGAAAUUAGAAGCAUCAGUAGUUUGAAAUCUCCUGUAGAGGAGCUGGCUGCAGGUUAUGUUUCAUCGAGUGCUUUAAUUACAGAUAAAAAGUUAGAAGCCACUUUACCAGAGCCUGAUAGCAAAAAUGAUUACACACAGUUAAAUGAAGAACUAUUAUCUAAAAAUGAAGAAUAUGAUCCCUUUGGUCUUGGCCAGUUGAAUCAAAUUGAAGAAGAUUCUGGUCGUGAAAAAUUAAGUUUGAAAAUUGAUGAGACAUUUGCGUGUAAAGAUGUGCAAGAAACAUCCAAGAGCGAAGAUGUGCAAAACAGUGAACAGUUUUCAUGGAACACUCAAGAACGACCUGAUACAGAGUUACAACCUGAGCAACCAGAUUUGGAAGAAGAAACCCAUCAUAGUACUGGACUGAAUUCUAAUUCAGCCAAAUUAGUGAAUCGCUAUCCCAGUAUAAAGAAUAUUGAAAAGGGCAUUGUGAAAAGUAGGAAAACCCAUUGGGAAGAAGCCCUUUUUGAACAGGAGGAUGAUGAAGAUGACACCAUGGAGGAGAAUGAUGAAGCUAAACUAAAUGAAAAUGAAGGUGCCCACUUUGACAACGAACUCCCUGAAGAAUUACCCAGAUCACAGUCCAAAAGGAAACUUACUCAUCAGUAUCAAUUAAGUGUCAAGAUUAAAAGUGGUAGUGUGUUAGAUACAAAGCUGAAAUGGGAGCAGAAAGAACUGGAAACUACGUGCAUAGCAAAAGAUGUUAAUGAAGACACACCACUUGGUGUCCUUGAGGAAGAAGAGUGCAGUUCUAUUGUGGAGAGUAUUCUUGAAAGGAAUCCUAGUCUGAAGAAUAUCGAGAAAGGUCUCGUUCAGAUUAGGAAAGGUCAGUUAGAAGCUAUAUUGCCAAUAAAAGAAGAAGGAGAGGUAAAUGAACCCAGCGAUGACAUCAGUGAAGAUAAGGAAAUAUCUGCCGACAUAAAUAUCAGAGACAGUAAUAAUCAAACAAAAUCACCUCCACAUGGCGAGUUAAAUUCCACGGUAGUCAGUGGCUGUAUGCAUGGAGUCAAGUCAUUAUGGGAAGAGAAAGGAGCUGAAUUAAAUUAUCAGAUAGAAGAGCAGGCUGUUAGAGGGAGAUCUCCAAGAGACGAAUUUGAUGAAUAUUGCAAAGAUGAAAUCAAAUCCUGGAAUAGCACUGACAGAGAUUGCAAGGCAGAUUCUAAAAUGAGAGAAGAAAACAAAAGUGAAACAGAGUGUAUAAGUAAGGAUGCUGAACCUUUAGAGGGUAAGGAAGUUAUUCGAAGUACAGAUCCAUUAGCUGAACCAGAAGUUAAACAAGGUCUUGUUGCCAACAAGAAGAAGGAAUGGCAAAACUUACUGAUGUGUAAUGAACAAGAAGGUGUAGACAAGGAAGGUAUCAUAAACAAGGACUUGGGCAAAGUAAAAUUGGAUCCUGGGUGUCUAAGUGUGAGAAUAAAAAGUGGGAGUGUUUUGGAUGCCAAAAUGUUAUGGGAAGCAAAAGAAGCAAAUGAAAAAAUUAAAAAAGGAAAUGAUAGAUACCCUAGUCUCAGUGGACAAAAAGUUGGUGAAGAUAUAGCCACAUUUAAUGAAAUGAAGACUCUUUCUCAUUUAGAUUCAGAAAUUAUUAAUCAUAAUGACAAUGGAAGAGGUGACCAAUAUCUUGGGAGAGAUCUAAUUUCAGAUUCAAGAGAAAAUCUCCAACUACCAGAUAACUGUGCAGAUCCAGAAAUUAGAGAGGGAUUUGUUGAGAGCAAAAAGAAAAUGUGGCAGAAUAUUGUUGAUUCACAAGAAACUGUUGGUCUGUGUACCAGUAAAACAAUUCUGUCCGAAAAUUUAAAACUACCUGUCAAGUCUGUAACGGAUAAUAUAACUGUGUUACAUGAAAUAAUGGCAAGUCAGGAGCAGAUUAUUAAUAAAUGUUCUGAGAUUCCAGAAAAAACAUUUGAUAGGCGCGAACAGGACGAAAGUCCUGUAAAAUCUGGGAAUAAGCAAGGGUAUAAUAUGAGUGUCAGAAUUAAAAGGGGCGUUGUUGUAGAUGCUAAGCUCAAGUGGGAGGCUAUGGCGUUUGAAAGCAACUCUGGUACUGACUUAGAACAAAGUGAAAUGUUGAGUAACAAUCAAGUUGAUGAUGUAUGUGAGAGAGAAAGGAGCUUAAAGAGCUCUUCUGAGCAAUAUUCUGACCCUGCACAAAUAAUGGACACUGAAGGUACUACGGACAGUACUGGACAGAUGGUUGGCAAAGGAAUGGUCAGAGAAAAUGUGAAAAAGUGGAGUGUCAGCAGGGAAGCAGACGAUUAUGCUGAAUGGAAGAAAACUCAAGAAGCAGCAAAUAGAGAAAAAGGUCGUAAAAUACAUAGUGCACUAUCUGAGGUGAUUGCUCCUAGUGAACCAAAGAGCAAUGAAGCCUUUUGCGAAUCCAAGCUUGAUGAUGCAACUACUAUUAUUGAUCGAUUUGAUGAAAAACAAGUAUCAGAUUAUAAUUUAAGUGUUCGGAUUAAAAGUGGUACUGUGGAAGAUGUUAAACUGAAGUGGGAAGCUGGAGAGUUUGAAGGAAGACCUUUAGAUAACCGUAAGGUUGAUAAUGAGAUCAGCGUCAUUCAACCUCAUGAUGGCAAUGGAGACAUCAAAAACAGUUUUGGCAAAGGAAAUCAUCAUGAAGCUGUUGAUAAAGAUGAUACCAGAUCUACUGAUACAAGUCCAAUGAAGUUGGCAGAAAAGGGUCUAGUUAAGGAAGGCAUGAAAAAAUGGGAUGUCAGUAAAGAAAAAAGUGAGUGUGCUGUGGGGAAAGUUGAAAAAAGUGCUAUAAUGAACACAUCUUGUGAAUUAGUAAGUAAAACUGUCACCAACCAACCCCCCUCGUCUAAAGAAUCUAUACAGUGUGAAACAGAGGUUGAAAAAUUAAACAAAUUUAUAGACAGUUUAGAAAAGAAACAGCUGAAAGGUGGUAGCGCUGCGAUCAAAGUCGUGUCUGAGGAAGUCUUGCAUGAGAAUGUAGAGGUGGAGAAAUUCGAUAGCUUUUUAGAUAAGUUAGAAAAGAAGCAGUCAUCGAGGUAUAAUCUGAGUAUGAAGAUUAAAAGUGGUGCUGUGGGAGAUGCUAAGAUGAAGUGGGAGGCUAGAGAACUGGAAGCAAAAUCUCUGGAUGGACAGAUUAAUAAAAGAGAUAAUGAUGGAGUGAAUGCAAGAGUAAUGGACGGAAACACAGUAGAAAGUCACCCUGAAGCUGAACAGACGGACAUCAACAAAACUGAAGACUUAGGUUUAGAAGAAUUAGUUGGAAAAGGACUUGUUAAAGAAUGUAUGAAAGUGUGGGACUACCAAACAAGAACUGAUGAGAAUGCUCUUCUCAAGUCAAUGCCUGAUGUGAUUAGGAAAGAGAAAAGAUCUGGAUUAUCAGAUGCUAUAAUUGAUAAAACUAUUAAUUCAAUUGAUAACAAAGAAUUAUCAUUAGACGGUAAAUUAGAAGAUUCAGACGAAGUUGCCACAUGCAGCACCAGUGAAAAUUCAAAACUAAGUGAUCCUAAAGGUAUUUCUGUGGAGAUGAAAUGUGAAAAGGAGUAUAAAUUUCAAAAUGAAACUAGUGAUAUGUUGGAGGGUCAUUGUAGAACAUUGGGUGUCCAAGAAUUUGGGGAGCUGGUAGAAACUCUCUCUGAAAGAAACAUGUCUGGCUCAGAGGACCUUUGUGACAAAGAAGUUGAAAUGAGCAGAAAGAAUAGCCUUGCUGACUGUGAAGACAGUGUGAGUUUUGGUAGAGAAUUCUGGGAGGGAGGUGACAUCUCCAGUGUAGAUAUGAAGGAGUGGAGACGUCAGCAAAGAAUGGUGCUAUCAGAACAGAAGUCAGAAUUUCGAAAUACCAGGAAGUUAGGUCCUGGGAAAUUCGCCGAAUUUUCACAAGAAAAGGAAACUCCCUUGAAUGAGAUUAAUAAUCCCCGAAAAGAAAAAUUGACAAGAAAUCUCAGCAUUGAGAUUCAGGAAGGUAGUUUGAGCGUGAGCCGGAAAUUUUGGGAGGAAAAUCAAGUUAGUCAUGAGGAUAAAAUUUUGGUAGGCUCCAAGAAAUGCAGUGAAUUUCAAAAGACUGGAUGCGAUGGAAGAAUGGCAGAUUUGGAAGGAGAAAGACAAGAAGAAGAUGCUUUGUGUAGUAAAAUCACAAAUGAUUUCCUUGAUAUUGAGAAUACAACUGAUUUGUCUAAUGCAACUCAGCAGGAGCUAGAUUUUAAAUUUGCAGAUGAGACACUAACUGGGUUUAAUUCUUUGUCUGUACCAGAGAAACCUUCAUCAGCUGAUCGUAGUGUUAGCCCCCAUGAUGUCAACAAAAAAGCCUUUUAUGAAGCCAUGUUGUCUAUAGAUGAAUCAGAAAUCGAAAAGGAGAAUAAUUGCUCUUUGCAAAGUUGCAAAGUUCUUCUGACUGAUGGGACAAAAGAGCAAACACUAGACCAGGGAGAAUCUGCACCAGAGAAAACUGUAGCAGAGUCUCCAAGUGCAAGUGUUCUUGGGAGUGUAUCGCCCCCUUGGGAUGAAUUUUUCGACUGUGAAUCGGUAAUCAGUGAUGGAGUCGUGCAAAAAUGCAUGUCCCCUUGGACUGAGGAAAAUAAUCAUCCUUCUGGAACACUAAAAGGGCAAGUAUCUGGCAGCAGUAGUAAAAUGCAGAAGACAGAGGAACAAGACUUAAUUAAUUUUCAAACAGCUAAUGUUGCAAAGAGUGAAUUUACCACUGAAACUGAGAAUAUAGAACGAGAUUUCACAUCACGACAAGUGCACAGUUCUCAGAAUGAAUCGGGAGAGGCUGGGAAAGGCGAGAAAAUGUCCAAGAGUUUGGUUGCACAAAAGAGAGACUUUUGGAAUAAGAAAAUUGCUAAACAAGACAAUGGUGCAGAAAUUUCAGGUAUUCGCGAUGAAGCAGAGAAGAAAGAACAUGACGUAAAAAUGUGUAUUUCAAAAGUGAAAGCCGAUCCUCAAACAUCUGAAGUAACUGAAACAACACCAGACACUAGUAUGCUUCCGUCUUUCCAAAACAAAGGGCCAUUUGAAGCUCACGAUCAAGAACCUUUCACUAAAUCUGAUGAAGAAGAACUACCUACUGUGUUUCAGUCAUCUGGUAUUGUCUCUCAGAUUAAAGGGUUUUGGGACAGUAUGUUUUCUAGAACUGAAUGUGUUACAGAAAAGACUGAUAGGAAUAAAGAGCUACUUUCCCAAAUGGAUAUCAUUGAUGAAAGUGAGACAAAGGAAGGUAAAAAUGAAGAUGAUCUUCAUGAUUCCAGACAAUUAGAUACAAAUCAAAGCCAUGAAAUCGCGGAAAACCCAAUUGUUCUUGAAAGUAAUGAUGGACUGGGUGAAACAAAACCACCUUCGGAAGAUAGUGCACUGACUAAGAACUUGGUUGCACAAAAGAAGGACUUCUGGGAUGAUCUUAUAGCAAAGAGAGAGCAUUCAUGUAAAGAAAGACAAGCAAAUGUAAAAAAACCUGACCAUCAUUAUGAAAGAUCUGUUAAUGAGAAUCUGGGAAUGAGUAUCCCAGAAUAUAGAAGUGAACAUCAUCGAUCUAGUCCUGUGAAUGAAAUUACUGAGUCAAAGACCUCUCUAGGACGAAAACUUAGCAUAACAAUAAAAAAGGGCACAGUCAAGGCAAGCCAAGAGAUUUACGAAAGCAACAAAGAAGAUAAUUACAUAAAAUGGAAGAAUCGUAAGAAUAAAAUUGUACUGAAGGAGAUUCAAAAUAGAAAAAGUUCGCCAUCAAAGCCUCAUUCCAGUUGUGAUGACAGAAAUCAAAAGUUGAAUAAACCAGGAAAGGCUAUAGAAGUUGCUGAAAUGGAAGAGAAAACAGCUUUGCACAAAAAGUCAACUGAAGCCUGGAGGAAGUCAGAGUUUUCUUUGCCUUCAUCUGAUAUCCAACAUGAAUCCUCAGGUGAUGAGAAGGAACCUGGUAGCGUGAAGAGAAAGAUAAGUAUUAAGGUACAGAAAGGCUUUGUACAGCAAUAUAAAACCCACUGGGAGAAACGGACUCACAAACCUGGAUUUUGGACGUGGAAAAGACAUCGACUUGAGGAUUCACAAUCUAAGGUUCUUUCACCAAUGCGUCGUAAGCCUUCUCCAGUUUUCAAAAAGCAAAUUACUCCAAAAAUUUCCAUAAAUUUUUCUCAGAGACAGCCUUCCCCUCAGGGUAUGACAGAUACAUGGGACGAGAAACCAUCAUUACAUGUUUCUGAAGGAAGGAAAUUCUGGGAACAAGAAAGGUAUAGAUCUCCUACGCCAUCCAGUACUCCAGAGCGACCACUGACCCCCGAAGAGGCAGAUGAAUACAUGAGAGGAUUUAGGGGAAAGGUUGCUUUUGAGAGGCAAAGGUUUGACAGUCUAGGUAGUCUUAUCAGUGCUGGAAGUGUUGACAGCCUUGACAAUUUGGACAGGAACUCUGUUUUUGAGCCAGUUAAGCAGAAACAUUCACACAAGGCUCAGCUGGAUAAGGAGUACAUGGAAUUAAUUGCAGGUAAAGUUAGUAAACAAAAAGAUUUGUGGGAAACAAAGAGUCGCCUGAGCAGCAGUAGUGAAACACCCAAAUCUGUCUCAAAAACAAGUAAAAAGGUGUCUCCUGCCCACCUGAAAAAUACAAAGUUAGGUGUAGGGCCCAGAGACAUGGCUGAAAGUAAAGUCUCACAGAUCGAAACUCGUAGUGGAAAAGAGUGCCUUGUUUACAUCCUUCAUAGCACAAUAGAAGGGGAUUUGGUGCUAGAAACAGUGAACGAUCAGUAUCUUCACAAGGUGGCUUCGAAUGAAGACUCAAAGUCAGAAGUGACUUUAACUUAUACAGAUAUCAAGAGCAUAAAGGAGAAGAUGGUCUCGCACUGCGACCAAGCAGAACAAGCAAAGGCACCUAGGCGGAAGAAGAAAUAUGAUCAAGAAUUAAAAACAUUAGACGACGAAGAGAGCUGUUUCUCGAGAGAGGAUGUGGCUGAUACCGCAUCCCUUAGAUCAAGUGUAGCCGAGACCCAAGGCAUUGAAAAUGGGUAUCUUCCUACAGAAAAUUCUCAGGAAAUAGAGUCUGACAGAUCAGAAGAACACAAAAGAAACAUACCUGAUAUUACUGAUAUUAGUGAAGGACCGUGUGAAACCACAGACAUUGAAAGCUAUAGACAUAACUUUAGGUUCGCGCGUCGUUUCUUUGAAUCCGGGUUAACCGACAAGGUUGCGCCUGAAAACGAAAGGUGUUGUUCGGAGGAUUCCACUGAUGCCAAAGUGUCACUGACGUGUGAAGUCGAAGCCAUCAAAGCUGAAAUCCCCAACAUCCCCAACCUGAGUGUAGAUGAUGUGAAAGAAGUUGAUGAGUCUGACCCUGGUACAGAGAGCGUCCCAAUCCCAAAUGGCGUUGUUUCUGAAAUUGAUAUCAGUCUUGGAAACAACUAUACCCAGGAAGAGAACAUCAAAAACCUUGAAAGUGAAGAUGAGAUUGAAUACAAAAGAACAAAAUACCGACUUGUAGAUCAUGGGUGCCAAACAGAUGACGAGUUUGAUGAUGUUGUUGAUGAUGAUGAUGAGGAGGAGGAGGAGUACUUCCGGCAGAAACACCGAAGUAAGCAUAAAAAGUGGAACCAUUUCUCGGAAGGGAAGCCAAGAAAUGUUAAUCCCUCUUGCGACCAGGAGAUUCAAGUGUCGGCAUUUGAUCUCGUCAAUCCCUUGAAGCGGCCUCGCACUAAAGAAGAUCGUCACUACGAUAUAUUGGAGAUGCCUACAUCGAAGCGUCGCAUUUUCAAACGCCAUCGUAAAGCUCCCCACAUGUUGAGGAGCCGCUCUUUACCCUCUUGCGACCCUGAAGAGUUACUGAGUGAAACUCCUCUGAGUACGACUGAGUUCAGUGCGCCAAAUUCAAAUAGCGAAGUGAUAAAGAAUUUGUGGGCUAAUAAGAUAAAUCACAGAGACUUUGGAAUAACGAACCCAUCACCACUUGUGGCGUCACUGAUGGAUCUUGCCAGAGACCUGCCCUCUGCUUAUCCUGAUGUGCAGCUAGAGCCUCAGACUAGCGACGACUUAGCAGACCUUGACCAUGAUGUCUUUCAACACUUCCCUGGGGGAGAGGUGAUAGAGACACUGAAUGGGUGCUACAGAGGCGAAUUUCCUCACAUUCCGGUGAGGGGUCGCCUGUGUUCUGCGAACGAUUUGAGAAAUGGACACCAAGAUCUUAUAUCUCUGAGAGAACUCCGUCGAGCAAGCCUGCCAGGAGCUCUGGCACUCCUACCAAUCUCUGAGUGUGUUAAUGAAGAAUUACAGACUGACAUUAUAGAUGAUCUUUAUCCUCCAGUUGACCCAACCACAACCACUGCUAAUACCAUUAACCAGCAAACUUCCAACAGCGAAAAUAGUUAUUCACAGUACAGUAGUAGUGAGAGUGGCAAUGCUUCUGCUAGCAGCGAUUCCAUGAGGGUACACGCAGAUUCUGAUUCAGAGACGGCUGAGGCCAGUAUCAGCUCGUCACUUAUACAGAAGACAUCGUUCUGCAGUCAUGUAGAUGAAACUUGUAUUCCACAGGAACAUCUUGGUAAUGUAGAAAGGAUUGAAUAUGAGGGAAUGAAAGAACUUCAAGAAAAGUGCCCCGAGCCAGUUUGUCAAGCGUAUGGCACGGGACUGCGUCAGGGUAAAGUUGGUAGCAUCAACUCUUUUGUAAUUGAUACAGCCGGAGCAGAGGAGGGAGAGGUUACCAUCAAAGUCGAGGGGCCGUUUGAAGGAUCGGUAUUAGGAACGGAGGUGUACCCCUCGGAGGAAGUGUCGGGCAUAUACGAGGUGCAAUUCCAGGUUGGAGUUCCUGCAGAUUAUAGCAUCGUUAUAAUGUGGUUACAGGAUCAUAUACCUGGCAGCCCGUUUACUUGCGUUGUUGACCCAGAGUGCUCCGGUCAUCAAUAGCUGCUUCAUGUUAAUGUAUAGUCAGUCAGUUCUGUACGGCAGCUUUGAAGGACAGUUUAUGUACAUAAAACUAAUUAUAUGCGCAUUUCGUGUAUACGUACUGAUUCACUCGUAUGUUUUACUCUACAGAUUGAUAAAUUUACACAUUAAACACAGUACAGUCAUGCAGAAAAUGUACGCACAUGUACACACGGAUAUGUGCGCGACACCAGAACUCACUGCUCCAUAUUGUAUUUAUUGUUCAAGUAUAUGAACUGAAACAUUUAAGCUGAAAUAUGAACUGAAGUUUUUAAAAAGCCUGUGAUAUUAAAGGUCAAUAUGUAAAUCAUUUUACACUUGUACUUUCUAAGUUACAAUUUAUUGUCACUAUUUCUGUAUAUAAUAAAUUUAUAAUAUUUA